UAUGCGAUGGGGCUUGUGACGGGUACUGAAAAGAAAAAGAUGAAGAAGAAGGUGUGGGAGAGCCUGCUGCCGCUGGUCUUUCGCCUGCAUGACCAGAAAGAGGAUGUAGCCAAGGCUGCUUGUGAAGCCCUCUACUUUGUUGGCUGUUUCCUGAAGUGGCAGGAACUGACAGAGCUGGCCCAAAAUGCAGAACCAUGGGAGACCAGCGAGUGCCCGCUGGAGAGGAAGAGGAGGAAGACCAAGGACUUUCUGCACCAGAGUGAGGUCUACCUGCAGAGCCCACAGGAGAUCCUGAGGCAGGACGCUGUCGGGCUCAUCAGUGAGCCAUGAGUCCCGG
Pezoporus occidentalis (night parrot) is the source of this 337-nucleotide messenger RNA. RefSeq names its product maestro heat-like repeat-containing protein family member 6. Gene Ontology annotation, cellular component: cytoplasm. The record is from RefSeq and is a predicted model, not a curated record. The coding region runs from base 7 to 330 and encodes 107 amino acids. The transcript has 3 exons. Lineage: Eukaryota; Metazoa; Chordata; Aves; Psittaciformes; Psittacidae.